Pecten maximus is the source of this 4697-nucleotide messenger RNA. RefSeq lists its product as uncharacterized. Bases 1 to 1611 code for a protein of 536 amino acids. The transcript has a single exon. The record is from RefSeq and is a predicted model, not a curated record. Lineage: Eukaryota; Metazoa; Mollusca; Bivalvia; Pectinida; Pectinidae.
AUGUAUGCACAGGCUUUUUCAGAGCAUGUAAGUGAUCAGUUUAGGCUUACCAUGGACACUCAUGGACCAGCUACUACUACGUCGGGCAAACUAGAUAGUACAGGAGCAGAUAUGGAUUUUGUGCAUGCGUUCAAAUAUACUAGUUGGCCAAGCGAGGCCAAUGAAUGGUUGAGUAGACAUCGAUUGUAUAACUGGCCGAAUAAAUGUUUGAGGGAUCAGGUAGUACAAGGUGGUUGCCAUCUUGUCCCUGUAGGAGAUAAAACGUCAGCCGACACAUUCCUACAAUGGAGAAUUUCGUUCGCGACUGCGGAACGCAAGCUCAUUCAUUCUCUCAGUCAUGUCCAGUUCCUAGUGUAUUGUCUUCUUAAGUACCUUUUAAAACAGAUAUCUGGGAAGUUGAAACAAAUAUAUGGGGAUACAGAUAUUCUCUCAUCAUAUAUUAUCAAAACAAAUAUACUCAAUGCGGUAGAAAACACACAUUUAUCUUUAUGGGAAGAAAAGAAUAUAUUUCUGUGUUUCAUGCUGUGUUUAAAUAUUUUGGCCACGUGGGUGAAAGCAGGAUAUUGUCCUAAUUACUUUAUAUACAAGAAUAAUAUGUUCCUUGGGAAAGUUCAUGGUAACAAUCAACAAAACCUGCUUCGUUUACUUGUUGAACUCCGUGAUAUGACAUGGGGUUGUCUAUCAAUAGGAACAUUCUUCCAAUCAUCUAUAGGAGAGUAUAUUCAGAGAGUGAAGAAUGGAGCCUGGGAACUAGUACUGCCUACACCAGUAAGAUCAGAAAGAGAAAUUGAUAUCACAAUAUUCGUAAAGUCCUUUUUUUUGUCUGAUGCAACUGAUGUACUGCCCGCUUUGAAACUUCUGAGCAAAUCAAAGUCGGACAUGGAUGAAUUCAUAGCUUACAACAAUACAGUACAAUUACUCUGUUUGAAAGGGAAGGAGGCAUUUGAGAAACAAGCUCCUCUCGAAGGAAACAAACAGAGGUAUAAAUAUCUUAAGAAAUGUAAGAAGUUUAUAUCACCAUUUGCCGUGGUUUGUACUAGUCCGGGUCUACUGACGUUGGCAACCUAUCACUACCAGACUGGGAAUUACAUGAAAACACUGGAAAUGUGUGGACACCUAAUCUCUUCGUGGAAAGUUUUCGAUGGAAAUAUUAGUGAGAAGGAUGGAGAUAGAUAUGAACAUCUCUACUGUGGGCGUGGGUAUAGUAUUUUGUACAAAUUUCAGCAAGCAUGUGUAUCAUCCAUAGAUUUUAGAGAAACUUAUCCAAAUUUCUGUCCAGUUCAUUUACAACAAGAGUUAACGAACGUCAGUAGUAUCCAACUACUUAUCCCACCACUCCCUUACGCCGUGUUCCUAACCUUUCUGUGUUACCAUGAGCUUAACGAUACAAGAAGGCGUGACACAGCACUGAUUGAACUUCGGGCCGUGAAGUAUGAUAGGCACCAGGGAGGAAGUAUAUACUGGAUUGUCCACAACCUCUUAGGGAUCUGUUACGAAAUGGUCGGUGACAUACGCAGUGCUCUCAGGGAAUACAAGGACUCUCUGGGCGGUACAAGAAUUUUUCAACAUAAAAAUCCUGCUAUGGAGAGGAUAGAACGACUCGAAUAUUAACAAUAACGGCAAAAAAAUUUUUCAAUGCUGUGUAAAGGAUCAACAUCAACAGGAAUGAUUUGGUAAUUGUGUUAAAUUAAACACGGUAUUCUGUGCGUGUGAAAUGUACAUAUUAUAUAAGAUUGAUAUGUACACAAUAUUCCGUAACAGCACAGGCGUCUGCUUCUAGUUGGUAUUGUAAGAAUAGAGGGCUAAUAUUUUUUUCUAUGUAUACUAACUAGAUGCCUGUGGUAGGAGCGAGUUAUCCAAAACACAGGUACAUGGGAUAAGAAAUUAUAUAUUGUAUAUAAUAUACCCUCGUUUUACUAUAUAAAAUUGUAUUUGGGGUAAGAAAUUAUAUAUUGUAUAUAUAAUAUAUAGCCUCUUAUCACUAUAUAAAAUGGAGAAGCUCCAUUCUAUAUAGUAAUACGAGGCUAUAUACUAUAUAUAUAUAUAGUUUCUUACCUGUGAUCAAAACAUAUUUUAAUGAACUACGUUGACAAAGUUUCGACAUCACGAAUAGUAUAAGGAAAUAGAUAUUCCUGGACAGGAUGAUACGGGGCCGAAAGAUGGUGGCCAUCAGCAGGAAGUCAAUACUUGUACAUGAACAAUUGAAAAACCUACAUUUUAAUUCCAUGACGCGUUUAAAUAUUUUAGCCACAUGGGUGAAUGCGAAGCAUCGCUCUUACUUCUUUAUUAAAACUGAACAAUAUUUUCAUUUGUGAAAGUUCAUGGCGAAAUCUACAAGAACUCCUUUGUUUACUUGUUGAACUCCAGGAUAUGGCAUGGAAUUGUUAUUGAUUGGAACAAGCUUCAAACUGUACUUCUGUAGAAAAUGUCAACAUUGUUAGAAAUCCACUGUAUCUUUUCCGCUCGGAAAAAGAAUGUGAAUUGAGAAUAUUCUCAGAGACUAUUUCAUUUUAAUUUUAGCGACGAUGUACUUCCAAAAGUGAAUAAUACCACAAAAGUGCAAGAUAACUGACGCUGUCAUCCCAUCACUACCAAACUGGGAAUUAGACAUCAGAAAUGUGUAUACAUGAUCUCAUCGUGGACACUUCCGCUGGUGGUGCUCCUAGUGUAACUAAUCGAGACAGUUAUGAAGUUUACUGUGGGGCGGGUAUACUCUUCUAAACAAAUAUCACAGGCAUGUAUAGCAAGUAUUGACAGUUCCGUCUAUACCAGUUCCAACCAGAGCAAACAAAACCAACGGGAGGAUUCAUGUACUUGAUAUCCCUGUGCUCUCCUACGAUGUGUUCCUCGCGUUCCUUUGACACCAUGAACGUGUUUUUUUUUGUGUGUCUGUGAUAUUUGUCAUCAUGUAAGCGAGUUCCAAACCAAAAACUCACAUCAACAACAGAACAUGGUGGAGAAUCCAAACCCGGUCAACUGACGACAGUAUGUUGCUUUUUUAUUGUGUAUUCGCCGGUUUAACCGGCGAGUCAGUCUCGGCUCGUCGGCCAGACAUAAGACAUCAUCACGCCAUGUGAUUUUCUGGCGGGAAGUUGAAAAGUGAUAAUGGACUUUCUCUGAAGAAGAAUUAUAUUCUGAUGAAGUUUCCUGUGUUUUGAUAUUGAUACAACCAACAUUUUCUUUUGAAUAUCUUUGAUUCGUUGUUUCCGAAACAUGUUGUAUAUGUUUCUGAUUAUUUUAUGACUUUUGUCAAAACGAUGACGUCAUCAUAAGUUGAAAAAAGCCGGCACUUCUUACAUCUUACAGUUGUUUUCAUUUCCAAUGGAAAGAAGUUCCUUCAUCGCCAUGAUAUAUCUUCGUACUUCGUAUAUAUUAUUAUCCAGUAUCCUGUCUCUGACAUCGACACCCGUGUACAUGUGUAACCAUCACACAUCAGCCAGUCGAACCACGUGGACGAUGAACUAAACUUUACCAACUCAGGCGAGGGAUAACGGAAUGAUCAUUGUUUCAUUUGUUUGACAGUUUAAUUAAAAAAUGUUCCAGUCUAACAACAUGUUUAGAAAUCCAGUUAAUCAACUCCAUACAGAACUUUGAAUUUAGAUAUGAACUUAUAUCGGUACUAACAGUGUCUUUUCUGCAAAAUUUACCAUUUUAUAAAGGGGACAGUCAUCACGUGAACUUGAAGAAACUGAACAAUAUCACACGAGUGCAAUGUAUAACAAAAAUAUGUACCUUUUAUCUAGCUCUUGAUUUAUCAAUGUUGAUUAUUAUGAUUAUUGCUCUUUUGCCAUGUCUUGAUUAUAUUGCACAACAUCAUUGUUUUCCAAAUGCUAGGGAAUGUUUUUUCUCAGAUAUAUUAUAUCAGAAAUAUACUAUUAAUAAAGAGCGAAAUCUCUGCUGAUAUUACUGUAGAUAACAUGUUAUAUUUGGUUUACAUUUUCAAGGAUGAGCAAAACAUAACCAGCUUCAUACAGUUGGGGUGUAUACACCAAAUGAUACAGUUGAUGAAUGGCUAAGUGUAGUAUCCUAAUAUUUACACUGUGUAAUGUUUUUGAACAUUUGAGAUUUUAUGCUAGUAAUACUUUGUGAUAUUGAUAUAUAUGUAUUAAAUUGUAUUAUGUAGAAUUAUGGUACUGUAAUGAGAAAUUAACGCCAUGCUGAGGUAUUUUUCAGCACGUAUAUAAAGCUACGAUAAUGCUGGUAAGGAUAGAUUAAAGGCUGGCAGGUUGUAUUGUGUAUUGUAUAUAAGUUUUAUUAUGGCCAAUUGCUCUAUAACUUUAAAUCACAUGGUCUUAUGACGCAACAUGAUGAUACUGUAAUAUAACAAGUAGGUUGAGUAUUGCCAGAACGAACUAUAAAUACGCUUUAUGUCAUUUGAAUAUGUAUGCAAGUAUUCUUGUUUUAAAUAUUGAUGUUGAUCUCUUUCAUCUUUGCUAUUUUGUCUGGAUGGAGUAUAUGUGGUCCAUUUUGAGCUCAAUGGAAAAUGUAAGUGUGAAUGCUUGAUAUCAGGAAUAGCAUAAUAUGAGAAAGAUUUUUUGUACUUGGUAGUAUUAUACAGUAAAUUACAUAUUAUAAAAGACAGUUUUCAGAAGAAAACACAUAUAAAGUACAUCUAUACAGAGUCCCGACACUUUAUCACUAGCCCUCAACCUCUGGGCUGCGAGUUCGAAACCUACGUGGGGCAGUUGCCAGGUACU